CCUUCUCAAAGAACUCAUAUAGCAAAAAUGUCCACCACCGAGCAGACCUACAUCAUGAUCAAGCCUGACGGCGUCCAGCGUGGCCUCGUCGGUGAGAUCAUCGCCCGAUUCGAGAAGCGUGGCUUCAAGCUCGCGGCCCUCAAGCUCGCCACCCCCUCCAAGGAGCACCUCGAGAAGCACUAUGCCGACCUCUCCUCCAAGGGCUUCUUCCCCCGACUCAUCGAGUACAUGAUGUCCGGCCCCGUUGUCUGCAUGGUCUGGGAGGGUCUCGACGCCGUCAAGACCGGCCGUGUCAUGCUCGGUGCCACCAACCCCCUCGCCUCUGCCCCCGGUACCAUCCGAGGUGACUACGCUCUCCAGGUGGGAAUGAACGUCUGCCACGGUUCCGACUCUGUCGAGAACGGCCAGAAGGAGAUUGCUCUCUGGUUCCCCGAGGGUAUCAACCAGUACAAGCUCUCCGCUCAGGCUUGGCUCUACGAGGCCUAAGCGACCAUGUCCUUGGGCUAUCGUUUUACCUCCUUGUGAUGUUGAUUAUGCAUAGCAAUGACGGAACUACAGGGGGCAUAUGUUACAUAUAUCCAUCUACAUGUCUCAUCGUAAUCUAAAAGACCAAUGGCUCGACGUUUCGGCUCGUAAUCGUUGAAAGUCUACACAUCAAAUUAAGCGUAUCAAAUCGUGGUCAGUUCGUUCACCGUUACGACACAAGUCUACAACACCACCAGUGUGUCUAGCAAUAUAUACGAGCUGUCUCUUCCCUGCUUUUAGAUUACAUUUGUCCAUCAGACAUACGAGGCAGAUCACGAUCACACAGAAGACCCCUCACCGCUCCGCACCUGUACGCGAUACCCAAACUCCCCAGCCGAGGGCGAAACCAUUGAUGGUGCGAUCCCCGGCAUCACUCUUGAGCUCCCGACAUCACCAGGGAAUAUUGGGUGCGUUUGACGCCGAUUCAUCCCUGGUGGCACAUGUCCGCUAGGCGAGAUACGUGCAGGCUGGGCAUAUAUGCUGAAACCGAGACCGUUUUGGGUAUGCGUGGGCGAGCGCGUGGCAGUGGAAGAAGAGGAAGAAUUGUGCCGACGGUGCACGCUCUUGGGUGUUUGCGGUGAACCCAGGUAAACAGACGAUGGUCUGGCAAAGGCUGAUGCAGGUGUUGAGGGACUCUUGCGCUGAGGGUCCAAAAGAGGAGAUCCAGUCGAUGGGUAGGGACUGGGCAUGACCACCGGGGCCAGGGUCGGGCUUUGGUGCGGCCAAGCUGAAGGCAAUUCUCGAUUGGCUGCUUUUGUUGACUUUGGGCUCUGGACAUCGCGGAAACUCUUCUGCUUGACUCUCCGACUGUAAUGUGUCGAUGUUUCUAUGCCGGUAUCAGUCAUGGGAGCCUCGUUCUGAUUCACUCGACAUACCUCGCAGCCCCAGCUCUACCGCCUUGAUCAACACCUGGUGUCUAUUCCUCGACGGUCCAAAGUUGGACACCACCCAUGUCCAGUCAACGUGCUCCUUGGGUGCCCCGUCCUCCGCCCUCUUUGAGAUUUGCACCAAGCCCUGCAGCCGAUCCACCUCGGCCGUCUUCCAUGGACCGUGGAUUACCUUGCCCGGCUGUGGCAGGGAAGAUGGGUCGGGAAGAGUAGCCAAUGCGGUGUUGGGGUCGGUGAAGAGGCAGGACC
Messenger RNA from Cryptococcus amylolentus CBS 6039, 1661 nucleotides. RefSeq names its product nucleoside diphosphate kinase. Gene Ontology annotation, molecular function: nucleoside diphosphate kinase activity. Bases 28 to 486 code for a protein of 152 amino acids. The transcript has 4 exons. Gene Ontology annotation, biological process: GTP biosynthetic process; CTP biosynthetic process; UTP biosynthetic process. The record is from RefSeq and is a predicted model, not a curated record. Lineage: Eukaryota; Fungi; Basidiomycota; Tremellomycetes; Tremellales; Cryptococcaceae.